AUGGAUGACGAUUCUCAACAAUUUUCUUUAAGAUGGCAUAACCACCAGAUGAGCAUUAUCGGUGCUCUCGGACGUAUGUUAGAGUCAGGUGCUCUGAGUGACGUCACGCUCAGUGCAAAUGGAGUAUCCCUGAAGGCCCACAGACUAGUAUUAGCUGCAUGCAGUCAAUACUUCGAACAGAUUUUCAAGGAUGUAGAGGACAACACUGUUGUCGUCAUCUUGGACUGUGAUGCUUCAGACUUGCGUCAACUUCUUACAUUUAUGUACACUGGUGAAGUGACAGCGGCGAGAAAGAAUUUGCCUUCGCUAUUGCGACUGGCGCAGUCCUUACAAGUGUCCGGACUUACUGAUGCGAAUUAUGACUCCACUGCUCUACCGCGUGAAAAUGAACCUCUUAAAGAAGUACCGAACGAUGCUCCCAUUAACUUAGAUGUUUCAAACAAAGAAGAUACAGAGAAAUUAUUUGAUAAAGAGCUGUCGGAAAUUACAAGAAAUGAUAAGCUGAGUAAAUUAGACCAAAUAGUUCAAAAUCUGUAUACUUCACAUAAAAUUGGUAAUAUGACGACGCCAAUGUUAUCACAGCCUGUGCUCCAGAGCUUAACGGAACCAUCAAUAUCCCAAAUGGAAUACGAAAAGAAAUGGCGUGGUGGAUCAAUAUGUACAAUAUGCAACAAGCGUCUUAGUAAUCAAUACAACCUGCGCGUGCACAUGGAAACACAUGCUGGAAGACGUCACGCAUGUCGCGCGUGUUCGCAUGUCUCUCGAUCACGUGACGCAUUAAGAAAACACGUUGCGUAUAGGCAUGCACAUUCGAAUAAAAACUCACUUUGA
Pieris macdunnoughi is the source of this 831-nucleotide messenger RNA. Lineage: Eukaryota; Metazoa; Arthropoda; Insecta; Lepidoptera; Pieridae. The record is from the annotation of a GenBank genome assembly.